Molecule: messenger RNA, 1134 nt
Organism: Babjeviella inositovora NRRL Y-12698
Lineage: Eukaryota; Fungi; Ascomycota; Pichiomycetes; Serinales
Product: TFIIH complex kinase subunit
Exons: 2
Coding region: 1-1134 (377 amino acids)
Biological process (GO): regulation of cyclin-dependent protein serine/threonine kinase activity; regulation of transcription by RNA polymerase II
Cellular component (GO): nucleus; transcription factor TFIIK complex
Molecular function (GO): cyclin-dependent protein serine/threonine kinase regulator activity
Source: RefSeq, a predicted model, not a curated record
AUGACUAAAACUCCAGAUCCUGAGAUUAAGGUGACCAAAGUUCCCAAAACGACGUCCACCUCCGUGAGGAUCUCUGCAGAUGACUUGUACAGACAGUCCACCCAGUUUCGAUACUGGUCCUACAGAAAGCAGGACUUGGACAAAUUGCGCGUCCAGAUCAACGAUGUGGGAGCCGAAAUGACUGCCCAAAACAUUGCCAAUGCGUUAAAGAGCGAGGAGUUCAAGGAGCAGUAUGUGCCGGGGUCCAUAGAACCCCUCACCCCUGACGAAGAAAACGCCAUUGUGACGUUUUACGCCCGCAAGAUUCCGAAUACGGGCCAAUUUUUUCAGAUGAAUUCCCAGAUAAAAGCCACGGGGAUAGCCUUUUUUCGACGUUUCUACUUAGUAAACAGCGUCAUGGAGUUCCAUCCCAAGCUUAUCUUGCACACCUGUCUCUACCUCGCUUCCAAGUCGGAAAACCACUUUAUUUCAAUCAACUCCUAUAGCAAGCGCAUCCCCAAGUCCACCCCCGAGUCCCUUUUGCGGUUCGAGUUCGAUAUCACCACCGCACUACAGUUUUCCUUGAUGUGCCACCAUCCAUACAAGGCGAUGUAUGGCUUCUAUCUCGACAUCCAGACCUACAUCUCUGACGUGGACCAUGACCGCUUGAACAAGUGCUACGACAAGGGGAAAGGUUUCAUCAACGAGCUGUUAUUUAGUGAUACCCAGUUUCUUUUCUCGCCCCCACACAUUGCGUUAUCCUGCUUGUGGGAGGCCGACAACGAAUUGAUCUCCAGGUAUUUAAAGAGACGAUUUGGGGGGAAUGAGAAGAAGACGAAAACUACGGCGCCUGAAAAUGACAAGGAAGAUGAGGUGAAUGGUGAAAAGGAUGAAGCCGCGGAAUCGGAGGCGGCAAAAGUUCGUGAGGUGACAUUUGACGAUAUGCGGAGAAUCAUAAAGCAGUGCUCGACGAUCAUUAAGAGGGCGUUGAAUCCAACCAUCACCGAUGCCCGUGCCAUCGACAAAAAAUUGCACUAUUGCAUGCACCCGGAGAAGACCUUAAAAAGAAAGCGUGAAGAUACAGGCACCCCGGACCCGGCGAAUGUGAAGGCAAAGAUGGAGAGUACCCAAGCACAAGACCCCAACCAGGUGUGA